Molecule: messenger RNA, 267 nt
Organism: Rotaria sp. Silwood2
Lineage: Eukaryota; Metazoa; Rotifera; Eurotatoria; Philodinida; Philodinidae
Source: the annotation of a GenBank genome assembly
AUGAUUCCAAUUCAGUCUCAUAUUUCUCACAUUUCAACUAAUGCUGAAACUUUGUCAAUAUCAAUAAAACGAUUUCAUGCAUUUGAAAAAAAAACAUCUGAAAGUCCAAGACCAUUAAUUGAAAGCAUUGCAAUGGUUAAUUCAAUCGAUACAAUUCCAUCAAUACCCAUAAAUCGAAAUGAUACAUUUUUCAGUAAGUUCGAAAGUUCUCCAUCGCUACCAAUCGAAACAAUUUUAUCAAUAAAAUCAGCUGAUAUACAAUAUUAA